AUCCAGGUCUAUGCCACUCUUGGAGGGAUGAUUAUCCGACAACCAUUCUCUGUCGGUGGCUCAGGGAGCUUUUAUAUUUAUGGAUACGUCGAUGCUACUUAUAAAGAAGGGAUGAGCAAGGACGAGUGCCUGACAUUUGUAAUCAACGCGAUUGCACUGGCCAUUGGGAGAGACGGUGCGAGUGGAGGGGUGGUGUACCUCACAACGAUCACAGAGAAAGGCACUGAGCACAAAAUCAUUCCUGGCAAUGAGCUGCCUCAAUUCCACGAUGAAUGAAACUAUGUAUCUGCCAUUCCUCAAUAAAGUUCUUCUGCACUCUAA
This is a messenger RNA of Rhincodon typus (whale shark), 321 nucleotides long. Its product is annotated as proteasome subunit beta type-9-like. NCBI's taxonomy places the organism in Eukaryota, Metazoa, Chordata, Chondrichthyes, Orectolobiformes, Rhincodontidae. Gene Ontology annotation, molecular function: threonine-type endopeptidase activity. Gene Ontology annotation, cellular component: proteasome core complex. The transcript is spliced from 2 exons. The coding region runs from base 28 to 276 and encodes 82 amino acids. The record is from RefSeq and is a predicted model, not a curated record.